Molecule: messenger RNA, 1422 nt
Organism: Propithecus coquereli (Coquerel's sifaka)
Lineage: Eukaryota; Metazoa; Chordata; Mammalia; Primates; Indriidae
Gene: TMPRSS12
Product: transmembrane (C-terminal) protease, serine 12
Exons: 5
Coding region: 1-1047 (348 amino acids)
Biological process (GO): acrosome reaction; proteolysis
Molecular function (GO): serine-type endopeptidase activity
Source: RefSeq, a predicted model, not a curated record
AUGCGGCCGGGGCUCCUGGGCGCCGCGCUGCUGCUCGUGGGCAGCGCUCACCUCUUCUCUGAACACAACUCGCUCUCCAGCAGGAACAGGCUCGGCCCCGGGCGGGAACAGGCCAGUGGGCCCGAGGGCACUAAGGCCACGAGUGGGUGGCUUGGGCGAGAGGAGGAGAAAGGGCCAGACGCAAAGGAUUGUGGAACAGCACCGCUUAGGGAUGUGUUAAAAGGGCCUCGGAUUAUAGGGGGCACAGAAGCUCAAGCUGGCGCGUGGCCAUGGCUAGUUAGCCUGCAGAUUAAGUAUGGCGGUUUGCUUGCUCAUGUAUGUGGGGGAAGCCUAGUGAGAGACAAGUGGGUCCUCACAGCUGCCCACUGCACUAAAGACAAUAGAGAUCCUUUAAUGUGGAGAGCUGUGAUUGGAACUAAUAAUAGACAUGGGGACCAUGAACAUAGCAAGAAGAUUAAAAUUAAAGCAAUCAUUAUUCAUCCAAACUUCAUUUUGGAAUCUUACGUAAAUGAUAUUGCACUUUUUCAUUUAAAAAAAGCAGUGAGGUAUAAUGACUAUAUUCAGCCUAUUUGUCUACCUUUUGAUGUUUUUCAAAACCUGGACCAAAACACAACAUGCUUUAUAAGUGGCUGGGGAAGAACAGAAGAACAAGGUAAUGCUACAGAUCUCUUACAGGAAGCAAAAGUGCAUUACAUUUCUCGAAAUAUUUGUAAUUCUGAGAGGAGUUAUGCAGGAAUAAUUCCUGACACUUCGUUUUGUGCAGGUGAUGAAAAUGGAGAUUUUGAUACUUGCAGGGGUGAUAGUGGUGGACCGUUAAUGUGCUACUUACCAGAACGUAAAAGAUUUUUUGUAAUGGGAAUUACCAGUUACGGACAUGGCUGUGGUCGAAGAAAUUUUCCUGGUAUCUAUUGUGGGCCAUCCUUCUUUCAAAAGUGGCUGACAUAUUACUUCUCCCAGACAAGCGCUAAAGGCACAUUGACUAUAAAUAUUUUACUUGGACAGAUCUUCAUAGCUUUAGGUUCUGUUAUCUUACUAGCAACAACAUAAAGCAAUUCUGAAGACUUUAGUAUUUUUAUUUUACAUGUGUCUCUAUGUUCUACAUAAUGAAAAUUAUUUAUUCUUUUACCAAUUAAUUGCCCAUGUUAGAGUUCUUAUGUGAACAUUUUUCAAAAUAUAAGAAUUGUGACAUAUUAGAUAUACGAUUGUAAAUUUGGCACUGAACCACAUGCUUCCUUGAUGUAUCUUGAUUGUUUUAGUUUAUAAUCAUAAUUUUGUAUUUGGAAUACUUUCCUAGAGUUUGUAUAAAAUAUUCAGUUAAAUAUAUACUUCGAUGUAUAUAAAUGCCAAAUAAUAAAGAGUUUAUAAUUAAAAUGAAAGCUGUUCUUUCAUUAAUCAAAACUCCUUUUAAGUUACAUUUUAAUC